CAACAAAAUGACCACAUAUCAGAAUAUUAAAGGCAGCGGCACAAGCAGUGGCAUCAGGAAGUCAACCUCGAGAUUCAGAGGGGUACUUCCACUUGCAAAUCAUAAAUGGGGAUCAAGGAUUUCCUUUGAUUACAAGGCAUACUGGCUCGGAACAUAUAAAAUAGAGGAGGAAGCCGCCAUUGCUUAUGAUCGAGCAGUCCUCAAGUUGCAGAAAGCCAACACUAUCCUCAACUUACCUCACAAAAUCAACACACCUCAGGAGAAAUCAUUCCAGAGUUGGUACUCGGAGAACGAGAUUCUGAAUAUGAUCAAGUACAAAACGUACUCAUCAAGUUUCACCAGUUUUCUUGCACAUCAAUCUCUGGCAAGGAGAACCAUACCAAGCAGCUUACUCAACGCGAGGGGGCUCUCAUAUGAACUGUUAUUUCACCAGGAGCUGAGACAAACAGAUGUGACUAACACCAAAGGGUUCCAAAUCCCAAAGGAAUACGCCCUGCGAUACUUGCCUCUGCUAGGAAGCAAUUCAGGGAAUGGAGCUCAAAUGGGAAGUGACUCGAUUGAUAUAACUUUCUAUGACAGAUAUUAUGCUUCCUGGACUCUCCGGUACUCGUAUUCGGGUCGUAUCCAGGCCUUUUGUUUCACAACAGGAUGGAAACAGUUUGUCACUAUGAAUAACUUGAAUUCUGGAGACACUGUAGUCUUCUAUGGAUGUUAUCAUGUGGAUUAUGCAGGACAGAGGGAGAUGUUCUAUAUGAUAGAUAUACUUCGAAAUACCCCAGGAAACUACAUUGUUGGCAAUGGUGGAGAACAAGGAUUUGGUUCAGAUGGCGCUGAUGGUACUGAAGGAGUGAAUGGAAGUAAUGGGGUCAAGCUUUUUGGAGUCAUAAUUGGUUAA
Molecule: messenger RNA, 895 nt
Organism: Hibiscus syriacus
Lineage: Eukaryota; Viridiplantae; Streptophyta; Magnoliopsida; Malvales; Malvaceae
Product: AP2/ERF and B3 domain-containing transcription factor At1g50680-like
Exons: 1
Coding region: 8-895 (295 amino acids)
Biological process (GO): regulation of DNA-templated transcription
Molecular function (GO): DNA binding; DNA-binding transcription factor activity
Source: RefSeq, a predicted model, not a curated record